AUGUACGUGAAGCAGUCGGCCUUACCUGGAUCUAUCUAUCUAUCUAUCUAUCUAUCUAUCUAUCUAUCUAUCUAUCACCAAACACACGCAUGCACACACACAGAGGCACUGAAUCUCAGUCUGCAUCUAUCUAUCUAUCUAUCUAUCUAUCUAUCUAACACAAUCUCUUCAUAUCUGUAUCACUCUGACAAUAUCUCUCUAACCCAGUCACUUUAUAUCUAUCUCAAUCGGUCAAUAUCUAUCUAUCUAUCUAUCUAUCUAUCUAUCUAUCUAUCUAACACAGUCACUUUAUAUCUAUCUCAGUCGGUCAAUAUCUAUCUAUCUAUCUAUCUAUCUAUCUAUCUAUCUAUCUAUCUAACACAGUCUCUUUAUAUCUAUCUCAGUCGGUCAAUAUCUAUCUAUCUAUCUAUCUAUCUAUCUAUCUAUCUAUCUAUCUAUCUAUCUAACACAGUCUCUUUAUAUCUGUCUCAGUCUGUCAAUAUCUAUCUAUCUAUCUAUCUAUCUAUCUAUCUAUCUAUCUAUCUAUCUAUUUGUCUGUCUGUCAAUUUGUCCAUCGUGUUAGACUAUUUAAUAUUGAAUCAUAAAAUAGACAUUCCCAGGUGUAUCAAAACAGAGCGAACUCAGACUUCUUCUAAUUUAUGUUGUACGCUUGAUGUAAAAUAUGCCAUCGUAUUUGGGUAUUUAUAUUUCCAGGGCAUGUGCGAAUUUUAUGCUCCAAAGCACCCGUCUCUGAUAUGA
Molecule: messenger RNA, 738 nt
Organism: Acanthosepion pharaonis
Lineage: Eukaryota; Metazoa; Mollusca; Cephalopoda; Sepiida; Sepiidae
Source: the annotation of a GenBank genome assembly